ACAACAAAUGCCUUGUUGGCAUUUCGGAAAUUUCUGUAAUUAUAUAGUUCUUCUUUGUUUUUCUUUACAACUCUUAUAAGUUUGUAUUCAUAACUUCCUCCUCUUGCAGUAGUAACACGUUUUUUAACCAGUUCGGGUAUUUUUCUAAGAUAAAAAAAUGCCUCAAGUGUCUGGAUUUGAUUAUGUAAAGAGUUGGGCUGGUUUACUGAAAAUUGCUGAGUUUUUCACUCUCUUGAUCGCAUUCUCGUGUUUGGCGGAUUUUAGCAACAAGUCGGAAAACAAUGGUUCAUUUAAGUUUUUUCUUUUUGUCACAAUAACAGCAUGGUUGAUCACCAUGUUUUUGUUUUGCAUAUUUGCAUCUGGUGUUCAAGACAGAGUAUCAAUUAACUGGACCUUUGCAAUGACCAUAUAUUCUGCCACUGUGGUGUUUCUGCUGGUAAUAUCAACCUCGCUUGUAGCGGAAAAAGCUCGAAAGUUUCGCCGCAGUGUAAGAAAAGUUGAUAGUAUAUUUGUGGAUACCUGCGAUGUAUAUGACAAGAAAGGUGUCCCUUGUAGGAAUGUUGAAGCUGCAGUGGUAUUUGGUUUCUUAGCAGCUGCUCUAUUUAUUACCGAUGCAGCAUUCUAUUUUAUGGAGCAUCGCACCACUACAGCAGGGUCUGGUGAUGACCAGGCUGGAUAACGCAACAAGACGAGACAGGAAUACAGCAAGACCAAAGUAGAGGAGAUGUUGAAGAAAUACCUUAGAACUAUAGACAGAAAAAUAGUUUAUGAACAUCCAUCUACAGAUAGACAAACUCUAGAUGUAGACAAACUCUAUCAACAAUAAAAUGUUCAUUUGAAACGUGCGCCUACAAUUGACCGUUUCAGCUUGCAUGCAAAUGAUCACAUGUAAACUUUUCAGCUUACAUGUUGUGACCAUCAAAUAGCCAAUAAAACUUUACCAUUUCAGACCAUGUGAUUUGAAGCUGAAAAGGUCUAUUGAUAGAUAUUGCAGUUUGCAGGAAAUCUAUAAAACUUUUUAGUAGUAAAUACCUCUAUUUCGGAUAAGAAGGGAUGAGACUUUUUUUGCCCCUCAAUAACGCGAAACGUCGACAAAUUAAAAACCGUGUAUUCUUCUAUCAUCAAGAAAUAUACUUUA
Messenger RNA from Dendronephthya gigantea, 1138 nucleotides. RefSeq lists its product as uncharacterized. Bases 158 to 679 code for a protein of 173 amino acids. Lineage: Eukaryota; Metazoa; Cnidaria; Anthozoa; Malacalcyonacea; Nephtheidae. The transcript is spliced from 5 exons. The record is from RefSeq and is a predicted model, not a curated record. Gene Ontology annotation, cellular component: membrane.